AUGCCAGGGUGCCGGCAUCGCGGCUGGCUCGACGUCGUCCCCCCUGAUGACGAUGAUGGAAAUGCCACGGAGGGGGGCACUUUCACCCUGAGCGUGUCCGAUCGACUCGAUCAGCUGGUGGAGGGAUUACCUCGCCCCGAAGUACAGCGACCGAGCCUCAUCUUCCUCCUGGGGGGACGGCGGAAAACUGCGGCGUUACAGGGGCUCCUUCACGGGGUACCCGCGCGCGCCCGUCGUCCACGAGACGCUGAUUUGGAGCUCGUGCUUGACCCUCACUCCGCGUUCACGGACCGGCCGCUCAUGUACGUAGAUUGUGAUCACCUCGCGUCGCGGGGAUGGCGACGCCGUCCCAGUCCCCACGGCUGCCACCGGACAUGGGAGGCCCGGAUCCUGUCCGGGGGGGUGGGGCCAGGGUCUCCGGUGGAGCCCUGUCCGACGACUCGCCUCGCCGCCCGUUUGGUGGCACCCUUGGCGGAUGUCGUGGCUGUCUUCCUGGGUGAUUUUCCGGGUCCUGAAUGCGCCUUCGACCGUCUGUUGACCUGGAUAAGCUGUGGCCGCCCUUCCACCCUCCAUCGCUCUGUUCGUCCGCGCCUGCUCCUGAUAGAAGACCGAGCGGUGGGGCGGGGUCUGUCGUCCGGGGCCAUCCUGAGACGACUGUCCCGGCACUCACUGUCGUCGUUCAAAGACGUUUUCUCGGACGUGAUCCCAUUGACAGUCCCGGAGGACGAGGGGUUGGGGACGGUGGCCAAGUAUCUGCAACUGAAAGACACCGUCCUGAACCUGUCGGACCAAUCGCAGCAGACCCGAUGGGAGGCCCGAGCGUGCUUCUCUGCCCGACACUUGGUGGCGUUCUUCCACCGCAACGUGGAUCACUGUCAAAGCAAACCCGGGGGUCCGUUUGAUUUCAUCCAUGCCGCGAGACUCCACGAUGCGGUGCCGGACCAUCUCGCCUCCUCUUUAGAGGAUUUUCUGUCGGGGUUCCGCUCGACGUCCACUGUGGUGGCGCUGGCGCUGCCACACCUGGCAACAAGUCUGCUCCUCAACCAUUAUUGCCCGGAGACCCACGUCUUUGAUCCGGAUGACGUGUUUGUCACCCUAUACUCCGAGGCCUGUCGGGCGGCCUUGGGGCGCACGGCAGUCCGGCGAGCUGAGGGAGGUCUGUCCCCCCAGCUACUGCUGGAGUUAACCCGCGAAAAGUUCCGAGCGGUGUUCUCCAAUUGGCAGGCCGGCGGCGACGACCUGAACUCGUUGCAUCGAAAGUACUUGCGGCGUUUGAAGGGUCAUUGGCACGCGGGACCCAAGGCCACCACAUGUUACGUGUGCCUCUUCGGCCGCAACCCCGAACACCGACUGCCGUGUGGACACCGUAUGUGCGGGAACUGUGUACGGAACGAUGGCUAUCGUACCCCUGAAGAUCCCCGCUCUCAUCAAAUUCAGCUCUGUUCCCUGUGCGGCGCGGACACGGGCGCCGCCACCUUUAGCCUGCCGUCGCCCCUGCAAGGCCUACGCAUUGGCAGCAUCGAUGGAGGGGGCUGCCGGGGGAUCAUCCCCUUGAGCUUCUUCGCGGCUUUAGAGCAUCACCUAGGCAUCACCGGUAUCGUGCAUCGGGCGUUCGACGCCGUUUUCGGCACCAGUUCAGGCGGCAUCGACGAGGCCGGCAUUUUCCACCAGGGGUGGUCGAUCCAGCGUUGCCAGGAGACCUUCCAGGCUGUGGCCGAAGAAGUGUUCGUCCGGCGUUCGAUGGCUCGACCUCUGGUGAUGCCGAACAUUCAAAAAGCGCUCCUGUCGUGUUUCACCGACACCUUGUACCCCGCCGAGGCCGUCAAUGGCGCCCUGCAGAGGGUCUUUGGUAUAAGCACGGGCCUCGAUGAAUCCACCUCGUUCGCCUCGCGAUUCGGCAUUAAACUGGGCCUCACCGCCGCCACGGUCCGGGAGCCCUUGAAGAGGCUGCUGCUCACCAACUACAACGGAUUUGGCCGGAGGCUAGAUGGUUGCGGUGAGGAUUCAGCCUUCGGCGUACUUGAAGUACUGCACUGA
Molecule: messenger RNA, 2037 nt
Organism: Exophiala aquamarina CBS 119918
Lineage: Eukaryota; Fungi; Ascomycota; Eurotiomycetes; Chaetothyriales; Herpotrichiellaceae
Exons: 3
Coding region: 1-2037 (678 amino acids)
Biological process (GO): arachidonate metabolic process
Cellular component (GO): membrane
Source: RefSeq, a predicted model, not a curated record